AUGCCAGGCCUACAUCUGUUUCCUUUCAGCUUCUCGGUUAUGUUGCAUUUCUGUGUAAUGAUCUUCUCUGCAGUCCUAUUUGCUUCAGCACAAUCCAGACAUGUGCACCCCGCCUGGUUCUUUAACACACAGUCUGAAUGGCACUUACCUUUUAGUCAAAGCAAUAGAGCCCUUCUAUCCGAGGUUGCCGGCGCAAAAACUGCGCACUGCGGGCCGCUCACCCGCAAGCUGGUGCAGGGGGUCGCGCGGGAGAACACCGUCCUGGUCACGGUUGUCGACAAGAUUAUCUGGAAGUGCUUCGGACCCAGCUAUGUCGAGAACAUCCAGGCGGCUAAUAUCUCCUACUGGCUGAUAGCAGCCCUGGACCCAGAGACCUCUAUGGCACUGGCCUCCAUGGGGGUUAAGCAGUGCUUCAACGCCCCCCAGGACCGCCUUAAGUACAAGGGCUCAGACACGAAGUACCAGUGGGGUGGCCACCACUGGUCCAUGACAACGUGGAACAAGGUUCACAUUAUGAAGAGCGUUUACGAGAUGGGCGUUCACGUCGUCCACUCGGACAUGGACGUGGUGUGGUUCAACGACCCGCUGCCAUACUUCAAGUCGCUGCUAGAAAAACCCGUUCACAUCGUCAUUGCUACAGACGCCGUCACCUCGGAAAACCCGAAAGGCGACACGGGGUUGGAAGCCUUGACUAGCCCACAUGCCAAUAUCAACACUGGUAUUUAUUUCAUGCGGCAGUGGCCAGGCGGAUUGGAGUUCUUCAACAUUUGGCUGUCCUGGCAGGACAAGCGCAUUGGCCACGACCAGGAUGGCUUCAAUUUCGUCUCUCGCGGCUAUUACUUUCACGGCGAUGCGGACAUGCCUCUUGCCACUCAAACUCAAGACCGCAUGUUUUACUGCGCCUAUAGCAACACCACAGCGGUCUCCUUCCUGCCCGCAUCCAUGUUUGGGAAUACGUAUACCUAUGUGAAUGCCCGGCUGUGGGAGAAGCUGGAUCACCCUCUGUAUGAAGUGCACUGGGUGUGGGGUGGUAGCACGAUGGAGAGUAAGCGCCAAAAUAUGCGGGACGCGAUGAAGUUCCAUGAUGAGCCCGAGUACUACACUUCACCGUAUUUGAUUACAUUUGCCCUGGAGCAGCUCAAGAUGCCGGAGGGCUUCAACUCAUGGGAGGUGCCUCGUACAGAGGAAAUGAUUCGCUUCCACGUGACGGCCGCCAACCAUCAGCUGCAACAGGCCUACUACGCCUUUGCUGCAGCGCUCAUAACCAACCGCACGCUGGUGAUGCCCAGGUUUUUGUGCUACUGCUCCAAGAACUGGUAUCAAACACAGUCUUGCCGCAUCAAUGACGAGAAGCUGGCGACAUUUCCGUUUGUGUGCGCGCUGAGCCACGUGCUGCGAGUGAAAAAGCUGCAGCAGGGAUUUGAGCUGCCUGCCAACACCGAUUACUCGGGGCAUAAGGUGUUCAUCCGAGAAUACUCGUUCUUGGAGAACCCCAAGGUUCCCGACGAAAUCAAGCGGUCUUACCUCGAGGUGGUCCCCUCUGCCGUGCCGCGGCCGCCGGGACAGCUCACCGCCGACCAGCUUGUCCUCUCUACUGACGAUACGAGCUCCCGAGGCUACGGCCGGCGCAUCACCGUCGCUGCACCGCUUUCCGACUGGGAGUUCCACAAAGUGCUGGAGCGCUACGGUGAUGUGCGCGUGGUGCACCUGCCGCAGCCCAGUCGCACGCUGUCGGGUUUCUCCAAGCCUGAGACAGCAAAGCAGUUUGAUGUGGAAAUCCAGCGGCGUGUGACGUACUGGUGCUGUCGCAGCCCACCCGUCAUGGCUACCAAGAACCUAACGGAGGGGGUGCAGCUGGUAGGGUUGCCACAGAAUCGCUGGGAGAAUUUGCCGUUGCUAGGGAAGCGCUACAGCUACUUGCACCAGACCCCGCCGCUAUCAGGGACGAAUGUGGGCGCGAGCGUUGGCAUGGGCUUACCCCUUUUGGGGGAACCCAAAAGGUGCACGGUUGAGCGCCAAGCGGACGUGAAGCUUACCAUAGGCGCCAUCAUGCAAAAUUCUACCUUGCGCGCCAAGUCGUUCUCUGGGGGCCCUGCCGUGGCCGGUCGCGCUGCACGGCAGACGAGUGCGGUUGCCAGGCCCAGGUUGCAGACAUGGAGCGCCGUGUCCCCUAACGCGGUAGCAGCGGCCUGUACGGUCACUGGGGCAAUUCCGCCGCCGCGGCGCAGCACCACCAGCAGCCGGGCCCCCGCGUUCUCCGCCGCGCAGCCGCCCCGUCAUCCGGGCCGUCGCUCGUCUGUCAAGGUCCAUGCGAACUGGGGGGCCCCUGUGGAAUUCAAGCCCGCCAAGAUUGUUUCCAAUACGUCCGCUGCCGCCGGCCCGCUUCACAAGCUGGUGAUUGACGUAGGCCCGCUUGCCGCCGGGUACGCUGUGCCCGGGCAGUUUAUCCAGAUCAAGGUGGGUGACAGCAAGCCGGGCUUCUUUGCCAUCGCGUCCGCACCUGGCGCUCAUUCGGACGGGCUGCUCGAGUUCCUCAUCAAGGGUGCACCAGGCACUACUGCCGAGUUGCUGUGUAACGCGGGGGAUGGCACUGAAGUGGCGGUGAGCCCCGUCAUGGGCAAGGGAUUCCCGCUGGACCGCCUGCCGGCCUCCAACACCACCGCAGUGCUCAUGUUCGCCACUGGCUCGGGCAUCAGCCCCAUUCGGGCAGUCAUUGACAGCGGGACGCUUGCAGGCAGGGACAUCACGCUAUACUACGGCACCCGAAACACCGACUCUACUGCGUACCGGGAGCUGCUUCCUGACUGGCAAGCCAAGGGCGUCAAGGUGGUGCAGGUGUUCAGCGAAAGCAAGCAGGGUUACGUCCACGACGUGUUUGAGCGGGAGGGGCUGUCCAAGCUCCCCGCAGAUGCUGCCAGCGCUGUGGGUGCGCUGCUGUGCGGCCACAAGGGCAUGUGCCAGGCGAUUACCUCGCUGCUGACCGCCAAGGGAGUGCCGCCCGAGAAGAUCCUGCUCAACUUCUAAGUUAAAGGUCAUGGUUGUUAGUCAUGGUGAUAGUGAUAGGCCGGAUUGACUCUCCGCGGAUUAAGCUUCUAUGCAGAUGCGCUGCUGUAGCCGUUCUGUUGUUGGUGCGGGCUCUCGCUGUUAGAUGUUUAUUUGCAUGUGACCGCAUGGGGACGCUUGGCUGUUGUGGUGUCUAAUGUUGUGUGUAAUGUUGUAGGUUUGGCGUUGCGGUGUAGGUUAAAUUGGAUUGGGCUGAAGUGGGUGCCGCAAUUUUGUC
Molecule: messenger RNA, 3280 nt
Organism: Volvox carteri f. nagariensis
Lineage: Eukaryota; Viridiplantae; Chlorophyta; Chlorophyceae; Chlamydomonadales; Volvocaceae
Exons: 14
Coding region: 1-3024 (1007 amino acids)
Biological process (GO): cell wall pectin biosynthetic process
Cellular component (GO): Golgi apparatus
Molecular function (GO): oxidoreductase activity; arabinosyltransferase activity
Source: RefSeq, a predicted model, not a curated record